UGCUAUUCUACAAACCGGCGGCGCCGCGGAGCGGGCGGGACCGAGCGAGGCGGACGCGGGCGCCCCGCGGCCCCGUGGCCAUGGCCGAAGCGCAGCAGGCUCCCAGCCCCCGGCCCGGCAAGGAGAACCGGCUGCCAGGGGCGGGGGGCUGCAGCCGCCUGCCCGUGCUGGCCCGCGGCCCCCCCAGCACUGCCACGCCGGGGGGGGGCCUGGCGCAGCGCAUCCCGCUGCGGCCCCUCACCCCGCGGCCCCCCCAGCCGCCGGGGACGGCCCCCGCGUGCAGCGCCCGGCCCGCGGAGGGGGGUCCCGCCGGCGCCCCCAAGGCAGAUGGCCACUCCGCACCGGAGCCGGCGGCCGCCGUGGGGCCGGGCCAGGCCGCUGUGGGGCCCGCGGGUGCCCUCGGCCUGGCCCGCCGCGUCCCGCUGAGGGGCACCCCCGGGUGCCCCCCCUCCGCGGAGCGCCGGGUCUCGGUGCUGGGGGCCCCCGCGGGCGCCCCCCUGCCAGAGAGCAGCCCCACGGCGCCGCGCCCCACAGGCGCUGAGACCCCGGCUGCCGGCACGGCGGACCCCCGCUUCCCCUCGCCCUUCGGCUCUGCGCGCCGCGUGCCCGUCACCCGGGCGGAGCGCCUGCAGCUCUGCAGCCGGCGGCCGCCGCUCUUCCGCACGCCCUGCGCCCGGCGCCCGCCGGCGGGUGCCCAGCAGACCCCCGCGGCGCCCUGGGGGGGGGCCCUGUCCCCCCAGGGCAGCCCCGAGACCAAGCCCUGUGCCGCCGAGCGCGCCGGCCCGGCCCGGGACACGACCGUGGUGCGGCUCUUCGGGGACGAGGGGCAGCGGGACCCCGAGGCAACGGUGGAGGAGGGCGACAGGCAGGACGGCGUCCCCGUCGCUGUGCCCCCCGCCCCUGGCGGGCACCGGGGGGGCUGCGUCCCGGCGGCGGCGGCACCCGGCUCGGGGGGGGUCCCACCACCGCCGCCCCCCCCAGCGGUGCCCCCCCCCGUGGCGGUGCCGGCGUCGCGGCUGGUGGCGCUGCGGCAGCGCCUGGGCUGGCUGCGGGCGGCGGCGGGGCGCUUCCAGGAGACCUGCCUGGACGACGAGUGCGCCUUCUACACCAGCCGCCCCCCCCGGCGCCCCCCCCGGCCCCGGCGCUGCCCCGAGCCCGUCGGGCAGCUCCUGCAGGCGCAGGACACCAAGCACUUUAUCCCCAUCGGCCGCCCCGGCGCUGGCGGUGACGACAGGGACGACUCGCCGCCCCCCAGCCCGGGCCGCCCCGUGUGACGGAGGGGACGGGGACAGGGACGGACGGAGGGGACGGGACGGGACGGACGCCGCCACGCUGCCCCCGGCGGGGCCGAUGCCGGGGGGGGGGCCGGGCGGGCAUGCGGCCCCCAUCGAGCCCCCGGUGCCAGCUCAUGGUGGUGGCGAUGCCACUUGCGCCCGCGCAGGUAAUAAAGGACCGUUUGCACUCGCA
Molecule: messenger RNA, 1467 nt
Organism: Dromaius novaehollandiae (emu)
Lineage: Eukaryota; Metazoa; Chordata; Aves; Casuariiformes; Dromaiidae
Gene: TROAP
Product: trophinin associated protein
Exons: 11
Coding region: 81-1274 (397 amino acids)
Source: RefSeq, a predicted model, not a curated record